AAUCAUCUGCGGCGUAAUGUUUGAGAGGUGUUUUAAACACCUUCUGGCUUGACUGCCGUAUUUUAGUGAUUUCCUCCAUAUUUUCUCCAUAUACAAUAUUACCAGACUAGACGCAACUUGCCACUGAUUUGCAUUUCACCGGGAAAGUUACUUCUAAGAUAAUUACAAUUAUCUGGUCGAGUUAGACACUACUAAUUACUAAGUAAAAGUUUUAUUUCGCAUACAUGUUACCUGUUCCCCCGUCUUAUGAAAAAGGCACACCAAGCUGGUCAUCACUUAAACGCAAAUCAUGGCUUCAGCCAAAUUCUUUAAACUGUGCACGAGAAAAUGUUUAUGAGAGUCAUUUGCUGAAAACUAAGAAAGUAGCUGAACAUGAACCUAUGUUAUUGCCUAAUUGUCUUCCUCAUUCAUGUGUUCCACCAGUUAGGAUACUUAAAAUGGAAACCCUAAAUACUACUGAAUAUCAAUUUCCCCUUAUCUUGUAUAAUAAUGAAAUGUUGAAAGAAAAUUUCAUAUCACCUGUGAACAAACAUUUAUAUUUGCCUAAAAAUAUUAAAAUAAAAAAGAAAUUAGCAUCAAUGAAUAAUAUCCAAUUACUAAAACUCCCGGCAAAUUGUUCAAUAUUACCAUGGGAAUAUAAUAGUAAUAAUAAUGAUAAUAAUAGUAAUAUAAAUAAACUACUAUCUCUGGAUGAAAUUAAAUCCCUGACUAAAUUCAAUUCAAAAACAAUGAAAAAGUUUAAACAACAAAAUUCUGUAAAAUUAAAUUUAUUAAAAACUCAUUUCUUUUCAAAUGAAUAUGAUUUACCAAAUAAGUCCAAUAUAUAUCAAUUAUUAAAAUUAAAUCAAAAAUAUCCUACUACUAAUUAUCAAUUAAGUAGUAAUGUUAAACUAUUACAAUUACCAAUUGAAAGAAAAUUUCAUAAUCAUAAAACUGAUAAUAAAAUUUCUAACAAUGAUAAUAUACCUUCAAAAGAAACAUAUCCUUUAAAUUUAAAAAACACUAAAGACUGUAACUCAACAUCAAAUGAAUAUACAUUACAAAUAUUAACAUAUCCAAUGAAUAAUGAAGAACAGCCUACAUUAAAUGAUAUUUCAUGGGUAUUGGAAACAACUAAAGAAAAUAUUAAACCUAUUUCUGUGGAAAAUCAUAACGUAUCACAGUGUAAAUUUGAUUCUCCUAUUCAAAAUGACAAAAAAUCUUAUAAUGAUUGUGGAGUUCAAUUUAAUUUUGUUGAUUAUGGUGAACCUAAUACUCAAAUUUGUUGCAAUACAUUUACUAAGUGUAAGAAUGCAGCAUGGCCUUCAGAUUGUGUUGAACAACUGUUGUCCAAUGAUAUUGCACAUGUCGCAAAACAAUUUCUAAGUAUACAUACAUCUGACCUAAUAGAUUGGAAUAAUGAAGAUAAGUCUGUUGUACCAUGUGUUCCAUUACACAUUAAUACAUCCAAUAUUUAUGAACAAAAUCAUUGUAAUCCUGUUACACAUGUGAAUUCACCAGAUAACAAACAACCAAUAGAAAUGAAUAAUACAAUUAGUCCAUCAAAUAUUGUACGUAAUCAAGCAUCGUUAUUAACAAAAUCACAAAUAAAAACUGUAACAACAACAACAAUAACGAACAAUUCAUCUGAUAAUAAACCAGAAUUAUUAAUUAGUGAUUUAGUUACUGCAAAAAUGUUACAAAAUUCCAAUAUAACAAAUCAAGAUAAUAAACAAUCAAUAAAUAAUGAGAUCACAUCAUUAUUAUCAUGUAAUAAACAAGCAUCAAAUUAUUUUCCUUUAGAUGUAGUAAAAGCAUUAAGUGAAAUUGACAAUCGUUUAAAUGUGAUUGAUCAAGUUUCAGUUCAACUAGAACAAGAUCAUAAACGUAAUCAAGAACUUCUUGAAACAAUUAUUCAAAUGAAUAAAGAACAAAGCCAAGCUAAUCCAUCUAUGCAGUUAGAUGAACCAAACAAAAGUGAGGCAACUUCUCAACAACAAAAACUACAGUUACCUGAUGAAUUAAAUUUCAAAGGCGACCAAUUACAUAAUCAAAAACUAAUUGAAAGUAAAAUUAAUCUUAAUGUCCAAAAUCAACAACAUGAUUGUACAAUUGUAAAACAGCAAAUUAAAUCGUCUAAACCAAAUGAAAGAUCACAUUCAAACACUGGUCAUAAUACUGAUGAACGUGAAAAACUUAGAAAAGAAAGACGAGAAGUCUCAAUGACACGUCGUUGUAACGAAGCUAAACAGUUUGUCAAUGAAAUUUUGUCAGAUAGUGUUUUACCGAAACAGUCAUCACCAUUGUUGGAUCAAUCAAUCAUUCCGAAACAUUCAAAUACUCCAAUAAAAAGAGGUCGAAUUCAAACUCACAGUCGUGGUACAUCAAGAGUUUUAAAUCAACGUAAUUUUACAAACAAUUACAUUAUUCCGUCCAGUCCAAAGCCGCCUACCCUUGUUCGCUUUCAUUAUAACGGAAGAAGUGGAGUUACAGCUAGAGGAGCACGUAACAUCUCAGGAACCAGAAGACAACAAACAAAAAUUGUACAAAAGUCAUCUGUAUUAAAUCAUCCACAUCCUGAUACACCAAAACACCUAACUUAUGAAGAUGACUUACAGACAACAAUUUUAAGCGACUGGUCCCUAGAAAGUAAUGUGAAAAGAAUACUCUAUGGAGAUGAAAAAGACAGAUUUUGCAGUUCAUCUAGGCCACAAAGUGCUAGUGGAAUUUCUAAUUUUGAUCAGGAGUCACAGAUUUCACAAAGUCCACAUUCCAUGCCAGAAACUGAUCUCCUUACUGAAAUAGGUGGCGUUCCAAGCACCAGCUUUAUUGAUUGGGAUGAGAUCGAUGAACUGAUUGGUGAUUUAUAACAAUAUAUUGGACUGAACUUUUUAAACUUACUGUGUAUCUUUAUAAUUUUUUUUUGUAAAAUUUAAUGCUCAUGACAAAAAAUCUUAUCAUUGGUAGAUUUCAAAAGUCACAAGUUUAAUAAAAUUAAAUAUG
Molecule: messenger RNA, 2982 nt
Organism: Schistosoma margrebowiei
Lineage: Eukaryota; Metazoa; Platyhelminthes; Trematoda; Strigeidida; Schistosomatidae
Source: the annotation of a GenBank genome assembly